Manduca sexta (tobacco hornworm) is the source of this 1118-nucleotide messenger RNA. Its product is annotated as lysine-specific demethylase phf2-like. Gene Ontology annotation, biological process: regulation of transcription by RNA polymerase II. The transcript is spliced from 4 exons. NCBI's taxonomy places the organism in Eukaryota, Metazoa, Arthropoda, Insecta, Lepidoptera, Sphingidae. The record is from RefSeq and is a predicted model, not a curated record. The coding region runs from base 136 to 567 and encodes 143 amino acids. Gene Ontology annotation, molecular function: RNA polymerase II cis-regulatory region sequence-specific DNA binding. Gene Ontology annotation, cellular component: NURF complex.
CCUAACAAAAGAACAGGCAAAAAAGAGAAACUUCUUUGCAUUUGCCGUACUCCUUAUGACAAUACUAAAUUUUAUGUUGGUUGCGAACAUUGUAGCAAUUGGUUCCACGGCGAUUGUGUUGGGGUGACCGAAGAAAUGAGUAAAACAAUGGAAGAGUAUGUGUGUCCUGAUUGUCGACGCGCAGAGGAAACACAAGAACUUUACUGCUUAUGUCGACAGCCCUAUGACAAUUCGCAGUUUUACAUUUGCUGUGACCGGUGUCAGGAUUGGUUUCAUGGGCGAUGUGUUGGAAUUCUACAAUCUGAAGCUGAUAACAUUGAUGAGUAUAUAUGUCCAAACUGUCAAAAAAAUAAUUCUGUGAAUUUUGCAAACAUGAAAGAAUUAACACCCAAAGAAAAAUUUAAAGAGGCUUGUAAAACAAAUACAAUUACACAAAAAUGCUUGGCCUUUUAUGGAACCUGUAGAUCCAAGAGAGGCACCUACUUAUUACAAAGUUAUAAAGGAACCAAUGGAUCUGCAGACUGUGGAACGAAAAGUGAACGAACAAAUAUACAGUACGUUAAGUGAGUUUAUUGGUGAUAUGACUAAAAUAUUCGAUAAUUGUCGGUACUUUAAUCCAAAAGACUCGGAGUUUUAUAGAUGUGCGGAUGGUUUAGAAGCAUUUUUUGCACAAAAAAUUAAAUAUUUUCGUGAAAAGUUAUUUGAAAGUACGCAAUGAUGACAGUGCCAGUGGGAAAGUGUUGUAACAUUGAACAUUCACGCGGUUUGGUGCAGACUAUACCACUCUAAAAAUAUAUUUCAUUUGCUAAUUUUUCCCUACGAUCUGUCUGUAAAUUGUAAAGAAUGUGAUUAAAUUUACAAAUAAAUUAUAAAUUAUACAUAAUUUGUUGAAAAUAUCUUUGGAGUAUGUCAGUUUCAAUAUCAGGUAUUUAUUGUAUUUAUUAAAUGCUUCAUUUUACUUUCUUAAGGCUGACACUCUUAGAUAUUAUGACAGUGAUUGUCUGUUUACGUAUACAGUUGUGAGAUAUUAUGUUAGCUAAUGUAAUUUAGCGACUUUAAUUAGUAAGUAGAGUAAGGGAAGUAUAUUGUAUGUAAGUAAUAAAUUUUUAAUAUACAAA